This is a messenger RNA of Thrips palmi, 926 nucleotides long. RefSeq lists its product as uncharacterized. NCBI's taxonomy places the organism in Eukaryota, Metazoa, Arthropoda, Insecta, Thysanoptera, Thripidae. The record is from RefSeq and is a predicted model, not a curated record. The transcript is spliced from 4 exons. The coding region runs from base 108 to 857 and encodes 249 amino acids.
GUCAAACGCCUUAAGUGGUUGGCGCCUGCAAUAGAAUACCGAUCUACGCUUCUACAGUAAACGCGGCUGCACAACCACUGCCACUCGCAGCCCAGUGAACCGACAUCAUGGUGUCCAAAGCGCUACUCGUGGCCCUCGUCGCCCUCUGCUCUGUGCACACGCUCAACGCGUGGCCAUGGGACAGGAAGACAACUACUGUCAGGACGACAACUACCACUGUGCCUGCUGUUAUGAGCAGGGAGAAGUUUUUGGGCCUUCUUAGCCAGGCGGCUGAAAAUGUCACCGCGGAGGUUGCGAAAAGCCACCAACUCGUGCAAGAAGCUGACGCAGCCGACAAGGCUGGACAAGGCAUUACGAAAGGCGUAGCAGACGUGAGUGCUUACACGAAGAAGUUCACUGACCAAUUGAAUGACUACGCUGCGAGAGUCAUCAAAAAUACCGUCGACACGGCACCCUGCGUUGACAGAUACAUGGACGACAAGGCUGAGAUCGAGGCCUACUCCGUCGUCGGAGUAAAGGACUUAAUCCAGACCGAUAUGCAGGACGUGCGCGACACCGCCGUCAAAGCAGACGCCCUGCUGGAGAAGAUUGCCUCCGUGAAGGCGCGCGGCGAGACCGAGGCGGCCAAGCCCGACGGCGAGUACGGCGGCGACGUGGACGCCAUCCUGAAGGACGCCGACGAGCUCGUCAGCACGGCUGUGUGGAACAACGAGCACAUCAACACCUUGGUGUACGACUUCAAGUUCGCCGCGGACGUGACCAUCACCCUCAGUGACGCUCCAGACGACAUCAUGGCUGCCCAGGGCUACGGCACGCUUUGCAUGCGACGUGUUGGCCGCAGUCUCAGCCAGCAGUAGGCGGCUCGCCAAAGAUGGUUCGAGCUAAGGGCUGAACCGUUGAAUUACACGAUGAAUAUUGAGCACGGA